Wickerhamiella sorbophila is the source of this 1416-nucleotide messenger RNA. RefSeq lists its product as hypothetical. The coding region runs from base 1 to 1416 and encodes 471 amino acids. The transcript has a single exon. The record is from RefSeq and is a predicted model, not a curated record. NCBI's taxonomy places the organism in Eukaryota, Fungi, Ascomycota, Dipodascomycetes, Dipodascales, Trichomonascaceae.
AUGCGAGAGGAGAUCUAUAAAAAUGCCCUGAAACUGAUCCAAGAAGCCUCGAAACUCGGUAACAACUCCAAGACGAAACUGAAAAUGAUCAAUGCCGCGGUUGUUAUUUUGUGGAACUUGGUUGAAGAGGGUAAACUCGAAGUUCCAAUCCGCUGGGAUGCACAAUUGCUUUUGAUUCAGCAGAUCAUUGUUUACACCACUUCCUUUCAGCAGGCGGUUGUCGUUCUGAGGUACCUAAAAGGUGAGUCGCUCACACCAGAGUAUGAGUGCCGAUGCAAGUUGCUGGAAGUUGAGAUGGAGAUCCGCCAGAAAGAUCCCCAACGCGCAUUAAGAUUAAGCAAUCAAUUGCUCGAAAAGUUCGAAACAGUUGAUUGCCGUGGACUAUUUAUUGCUUUCCUGUUCCAACGAAUGCGCCUAGGACCCGUGGACAAAGGAAUGAUAGAUAAAGUGCAGGAUGUCAAUGCUAAGGCUAUGUUGAUGAUUCUGUCUGGGGACAUAGGAGGGAAGUACGGUAUCACAAGUCCAGACAUUAUUGUCAUGAAUAUUAUUUCCAGGUUGAUCAGUGCAUUGAGACAUGGCAUUGAGGACGAUGACAUUCAAUUGGUUGAGGAGCUGCGAAACAUCGACUGGUCAGCUCUAUGGCCGAACGGCCAAUCGCUUUUCGUCGCCAACAAAGAAUUGAUUCAAAUGUCAUCAAAUACCAGCAAUAAUGAAAUUAUGGUGUUGCUCUAUGUUGUUUUGACCGUAUUCCAUUUCUCGUUAGAUGACGGAGAGUGCGCGUCUACAAAAUCUUGGCUAUCAGAGCUGUUGCAGUAUGUGUCCAGCAUAUCUGUUAACAACGAGAUUUUGUCUACUGUUUACUUUUAUGCUAUUCUUAUUUAUCACCAGAUCAACAAGCCCUCUGCCCGUGAUAUCCUCCUAGAGCAGAUGGUACAGCUUGGGGCGAGCGAAGAUCUUGUGGAGCUUUGUCGGGGCGUUAUUUACCAGCAAGCUGGCGAUUUUUAUUCUGCGCGAAAAUCGUUUGAUAUUGCACUGAACAAUAGCAGUGUGUUGAGACCAACUGUUUUGCUCAAUUUACUUUGCAUGGCACCAAAUUCAGUCAGUCAUCUUCGACGUCUUGCAACUUUAGAUCUUACUACGCCUCAGCUAAACACGUUGGCACUAAUCAAGGCACUGGUGAAACCAGAUUCAAUGACUAGUCUGGAACACCAAAAAGUUGUUGAUUCAUUAAAGCCAGCAGAAAUGUCGAGUCCGGCUGAGCGUGCUUUAUUAGUACUAUUGAAGCCAACUGAUGUUAAAGAAGAUCACUUAAAACGCCACGAACAGGCCAUUUCUGCGUUUGAGACUCUUGGGAUGACUGCUUGGAAAAAGUACGCGGUUGAAAGAAAGCUGCAUAACGGGUCUGCUACCGCUUGA